ACUCCUAUUAGAUACUUAAUUAGCUUAAUCACGUUUAUAGUUUACUAAAAAUAUGAUAAAAACUGCAGCUUGAAGAAACCAACAACUUUUUGUAUCCUUUGUAAUUACUCUCUACGCUUUCAAAAACUCUUUACACGUUCAAACUUUCUAAAUUUGCUAAAUAUCUCUAUCUCUACAUGCACUUUCCCGACGAGACGAAAUGUGUAAUCUCCUGUCUCUGUUAUUGCUCCUCUUCUCCUUCACAAUAGUUGCAGCUCAAACAUCUAACAAUGCAACCACUAAAUGGCUCACACUAAACGGAGAUGCACCAUUAGUCGUAGCCCGUGGUGGAUUUUCUGGACUGUUUCUUGAUUCAAGUUAUGAUGCCUAUAUGGCGGCAGUGAAUACUAGCUUGUUCAAUGUGAUUAUUUGGUGUGAUGUUCAGCUCACAAAAGAUGCGGUCGGCAUCUGUUUUCCUGACUUGAAUCUUGCCAAUGCUUCUGACAUUGAUGUUUACUUAGUGAAAAAGGAUAUUUAUAUGGACUCAUAUUGGUCUGUAGCUUUCUAUUUCAAUGAUCUGGGGCCUGUCAGCUUGAGGCAAGGGAUUUCUAGACGAACUACAAGAUUUGAUGGAAGACAGCAGAAAAUUCUUAUGGUCCAGGAUGUGCAAAGACGACUCCAACCUCUAGGAUUAUGGUUGAACAUCCAGAAUGACACCUUCUUCAGACAGCAUCAUCGGAAUAUGAGUAAUUUUAUUAUAUCCCUGUCCAGGGAUCUUCUCGUCAACUAUAUUUCAUCACCUGAGGUGAAUUUCCUCAGAAGUAUUGUGCCAAAAUUCGAUCCACGAGUUACAAAACUCGUUUUCCAGUUUCUCGGACAGGAUGAUGUUGAGCCUUCAACAAAUCAAACAUAUGGUUCCUUAUUGAAGAACCUCGGAUUUAUCAAAGCCUUUGCCUCUGAAAUUCUUGUUCCCAAAUCUUAUAUCUGGCCAGUGGACAACUCAUUCUACUUACAACCACAUACGUCGCUAGUCUUAGAUGCUCAUAAAGAAGGUCUUCAGAUUUUUGCAUCGGAAUUCGCAAAUGAUGUACAUUUUGCUUACAAUUACAGCUAUGAUCCCGUAGCUGAGUAUUUGUCCUUUGUUGACAAUGGCAACUUCUCUGUGGAUGGAGUACUGUCUGACUUCCCAGUAACUCCAUCGGCGACAAUAGAUUGCUUCACUCAUUUGGAUAAGAAUGAUAAACCUCAAGCAAAGAUUCUGAUUAUCACAUCUGAAGGAGCAAGUGGAGACUACCCGGGUUGCACCAACUUGGCAUAUACAAAGGCUGCUAUGGAUGGUGCAGAUGUUCUCGACUGUCCUGUUCAAAUGACAAAGGAUGGAAUACCCUUCUGCCUGGGUUCUAUCAAUUUGAUUGAUAAGACUACGAUUUUUGAAUCGUCAUUCGGCAAUAUUGUUGAUAGUGUCCCAGAGCUUAACAUAAGUCUUGGAAUAGUCACCGUUAAGCUUACUUGGGAUGAGAUUAAGAGCCUGAAACCGGUAAUAUCAAACCCAUGGUCAGAGGUUGGAUUGGACCGAAAUCCAAAAGCUAGUAAUGAAGGAAACUUUGUGUCGUUGGUGGAUUUCUUGUCAUAUGCAACAAAUGCCAUGACCGUAUCCGGUGUCAUGAUCAGCAUAGAGAAUGCAGCUUACCUGGCAAAUCAGGGAUUUGGUGUAAUUGCUGCUGUUCUUGAAGCCUUAAGGAGUUUUGGUUACCAUAAUCAGACAGCAAAGAAAGUUAUGAUCCAAUCAAAAGACAGUUCAGUUCUGAAAGAAUUUAAGAAAAGCAGCUACGAACUUGUUUAUAGGAUUGCUGAUGAUAUCAGGGAUAUUGAGAGCUCAAAUAUAUCUGAGAUCAAGAGCUUUGCUACUUCUAUAGUAUUAACCAAGAAAUCUGUUUUUCCAAGUGAGGAGGAGUUUCUCGUUGGGAAAACAGAUGUGGUGCAGAAGCUGCAGUCAUCAAAUCUGCCAGUGUACGUUCAAGGCUUUAACAAUGAGUAUGCAUCUCAAGUGUGGGAUUUUUUUGCAGAUUCAUCUGUAGAGAUAAACAGCUAUGUUGCUGGAGCAGGAAUUGAUGGUGUUAUAACAGAUUUCCCUGGCACAGCUGCUAGAUACAGAAGGAGCCAUUGUUUGGGUUACAAAGACCGACCACCGUAUCUUAGCCCCAUUGAACCUGGAGGUCUUCUACAAUUCAUGCCUCCUCAGUAUUCGCCAGCUCUACCUCCUAUUGCAAACAUAGCCCCUACUGCGUGCAAUGAGUCUACAGCUAAUGCUGCUCCCACCUAUCCAAUCGGUCAAUCCUCAGUUUUGAUUGGCAUUUUGAGAUGCUGCCUCGCCAUUCUUCUUGCUGAUCUUCUGAUUUUUUGAUCUCAGUUAGACUUGUCAAAUGUGUCAUAGAGAUGAUGUAUGGACAGAUAUGUGAUUAUAUUGGAAGGAAUAGAAUCAGAAAGUUGAAUUAUUGUAUUUACCAUCUCAGUACAAGUGUCUUUCAUAAUUGUAGUUGCUACUCUAUUGUUGUAUGUUUGAUGAUGGAGUCAUGGAGUCAGCUACUCAUUUUUUCGUUGAUUGAUCUUGGAGGAUAGCAGUUUGGGAUGAACUCAGUCGCUGGUUGGGGCAUAGUCUUGGGCAGAAAGAGUUGGUUGCUGCAGCAUUUGGAGCUUGUAUAUACUAUGCGUGGAUCACCAGGAACGACAAAAUCUUUAAACAACACAAUGUACAGGUAGAUACUACAGUUCAACAAAUCAAAAAUGAUAUCAAAGAAAUAGUUGAAGCAUUUAGCAGUACAAAAUGGGCAAGGAGAUGCAAGGGAUUUAUACAGAGAAUUUGUACUUAGUUUCUGCUAUUUUCUGUUUUGUAGGAGUACUGUAGAAAAUAAAAUAAACUUUAAACAUUAAUCCACUAAUCUCCUCCAUCGUUGAUUUC
Molecule: messenger RNA, 2938 nt
Organism: Lycium barbarum (goji berry)
Lineage: Eukaryota; Viridiplantae; Streptophyta; Magnoliopsida; Solanales; Solanaceae
Product: glycerophosphodiester phosphodiesterase GDPDL3-like
Exons: 9
Coding region: 200-2383 (727 amino acids)
Biological process (GO): lipid metabolic process
Molecular function (GO): glycerophosphodiester phosphodiesterase activity
Source: RefSeq, a predicted model, not a curated record